AUGAAUGAUACUCCAAGAGCCUACUAUAUACAUUGUUUUGCUCAUCAACUUCAACUAACACUAGUUGUCGUUACUAAAAGGAAUGAUAGUUGUGGUUGGCUUUUUGAAAUACUUGCAAACUUGUUGAAUGUUGUUGGAGUUUCUUGCAAGAGAAGAGAAAUGAUUCGUAAUAGUCAAGCUCAAGAAGUUGCUCAAGCAUUGGAAGUGGGGGAAAUUUUGAGUGGAUCGGGUUUGAAUCAAGAGCUUGGUUUGAAGAGGCCCGGAGAUACUCGUUGGGGAUCCCAUUACAAGUGUCUUGUAAAUGUCAUCCGUUUGUUUUCUACAAUUGUUAAGGUACUUGUUCACAUUGGGAAACAUGGUGCAUCGGAAGAUAAGUUUAAAGCUCAAAUUGCUUUAGGACAAUUAGAAAAGGAGCAAGAUAUUGUAAAUGCCAUGGAACUAGUUACUUUCACAAAAAGUGUGUUGCAAAAAAUGAGGGAACAAGGGUGGGAGACUCUCUUAGACAAGGUUACUUUAUUUUGCACUAAACAUGGCAUUGAUGUUCCCACUAUGGAUGCUCUUUAUGUUCCUCAAGGAAGAUCACGACGCUUUGUCGAAAAAGCAACAAAUCUACAUCAUUUUUGA
Chenopodium quinoa (quinoa) is the source of this 624-nucleotide messenger RNA. RefSeq lists its product as uncharacterized. Lineage: Eukaryota; Viridiplantae; Streptophyta; Magnoliopsida; Caryophyllales; Amaranthaceae. The coding region runs from base 1 to 624 and encodes 207 amino acids. The record is from RefSeq and is a predicted model, not a curated record. The transcript has 2 exons.